Messenger RNA from Acanthosepion pharaonis, 1929 nucleotides. The record is from the annotation of a GenBank genome assembly. NCBI's taxonomy places the organism in Eukaryota, Metazoa, Mollusca, Cephalopoda, Sepiida, Sepiidae.
AUGUUUCUCUGUCGGCUGAUUCGGUCACCUAGUGGCGCUAAUCGAUUCCACAAGAGUCCCUGUAUCUUUUCGGUAGCGACCUUCUAUUUCUUCCGUCGAUUCCGACACGCUGCUGUCAACGCAUUGCUGGGGCGGAGGAAGACUACCAGACGUCAUAGUGCUGGACAUAUUGAUCCCGUGUCAAACUAUGGAGGCUCUGCACAUAAGUGGGUUGAUCUUAUGUACAUGAAAGGGUGGUCACCUAGCAGCGGAAUAUGUACAGGUUACUUCCUUUUUGCAUCGGAAAAAUACAGCGUAUUUGAAGGAGGGGGAGUUUUACAAGUGGACGUACUCUUUGCAAGAGCAUUACAGGUACCUUCGAACAAAAGGAAGCAUAGUAAGAAAAACAUUUUACAAAACUCCAACAGUACUGAUGCGAUCCCGAAUAGUCAUAUGCCCAACCAAUUGUCCAUGUCAAGCACUGCCAUAAACCUCGGAUCCGGCCUUGUUUCUGUUGAUUACGAGACACGAGAAGGCAAUGCGCGUUCCUCUCAGGAUUUUCAGCCAGUCAGUGGCACGUUGGUUUUCAGAGAAGAUGAAUACAGAAAACAAAUCCCAAUUAACAUCACGACUGAAGGACGCACUAUUAAUACUGUUGAUUUCUUCCUCAUACUGAAGAAUCCAUCCGGUAAUGCUGGUUUAGGGGACCCUUCUGUGGCACACGUUGUUAUCAUUGGUAGACACGAGCCCGGAGAGUUCCUCUUCGAAUCCGCGUUCUGUCAUGCUGACAUGAAAAAUGGUACAGUCACGGCAGUUGUCCACAGAGAGGGCGGAUUUGAUGGUGUUGUGAGUGUCCAGUAUCAAACUAUGGAUGGAACUGCGUUAGGCGGGAGUGAACUCGGAAUUGGUGCAGACUAUAUUGUUACUAAGGACACACUGACCUUUGCAGACGGUGAAAUUACCAAAGCUAUAACCAUUGAAGUGAACUCUGAAAUAAAGACGUGCAAGAAUUUUAUCAUUGUUCUGAGCAACCCAGACAACGGUGCGAGAAUUGGAGAAAGAAGUGCAGUGGUUUGCUUCAUGAAUAACGAUGAAUUGGCACAUCAUUUAGGAGAAGCAAUAGAAGACGAAGAAGAGGAAGAAUUGUCUUGGGCCAUGGAAGUUGGUGGUUCUUCCGAUGCAGAAAUCAAAUCAGAACUUAUGUGGUAUGAUUAUUUACUCCAUUUUCUUACCUUCUGCUGGAAAGUCAUUUUCGCUGCUAUUCCACCGACUGGGGAUGUAGAUGCCCUCCGUGCAGUUGCAAAAGGAGUACUGGAGAAGCAUGAAGAAGAAGGUCCCAAAGAGUGUCGGCACGAGGAUCCACCUGCUUUACGCCGUCAGGGAAGGCGUCAGAUGCUCCGCCGUUGUAGUAGACAAAGGCGAUAUACAGUGGCCCGCCCUGAAACCACACUGCGACUCGGGGUACACACGAGAAGCGAGGUUCUGCAAACGUGGCAAGACGAGGCGGGCAAAGCCUUUCCCGACGACGCUGAGGAGGGAAAUGCCGUGGUAGUUAUUGCAGUUGCUGCGGUCACCUUUAGUCUUAUAGAGGGUGACAAUUUUGGCUAUCUCGCAUGUCCCGGGGGACGUGGCCCUUCUCCCAGCACAGGUACAGGAGCUCGUGGAGAUGCCGCAACAGAGCUGGCUUGCCACUCUUCAGAACCUCCAAUGGGAUCCCGUCCAUCCCAGGGGCCCUCCCGCAGGAGAGACAGUCGAUGGCUUUUCUUCUGCAGAGGGCGGGGCAUCCAACUCCUCUAUGACUGGAAGACUGGGCAAGGCAUCCAGGGCGGCAUCCGUCACCACGUUAUGGGUUGCAUGAAGCUCCAGGUAGUGCUCCACCCAGCGCUCCAGCUGCUUUCCCUGGUCUGUAAUGACCUCUCCAUUCCCUGGACUUCAGCGGAGCCGUCUUGA